This is a messenger RNA of Parathielavia appendiculata, 1360 nucleotides long. RefSeq lists its product as uncharacterized. NCBI's taxonomy places the organism in Eukaryota, Fungi, Ascomycota, Sordariomycetes, Sordariales, Chaetomiaceae. Bases 252 to 1157 code for a protein of 301 amino acids. The transcript has 3 exons. The record is from RefSeq and is a predicted model, not a curated record.
AGCGGCUUUCUGCGGAACAGGAGAGGGAGCUUCUCCACGCAUGGCGAGAAACUGGGCCAGUGGGAAAGCUACACUACCUCGUACACUUCGCCCGCCGUACGCCUCAGCGCAGAGACGCUUUCGACGACUUCACAGAGGGCAAGCUCACUGAGGCAGAACGGGAAGAAAUUGGUGCUAUCCUAGUCGACCCUGCAAUUCGAAACCUUCGGCUGAAGGCUGAUAACGAUACCCGCUGGCACUCGGUAUACCAUAUGAUCGAGCGCGCCCUCGUUCUCCGCGAUCCCCUCACCAAAUUCAGCGCCCGGUACAAUCGAUUAGGGGAUCUCGGCGAUGAUGCAAUCCUCUCUUCCGAGGAUUGGGCAGUUCUGACGGAGAUCAGAGCUCUGUUGGCCCCGUUCAAGUUUAUCACGAAAAAGUUUGAGGGAAGGAAGCCGAAUCUUUGUGACGUUGUCACCCACAUCUUCAGCCUCCACCGGGAUCUUAAACAUCUGCACCGAGCAUACAGCGCGGAGUUCGAACGUUCGGGAGGGUUCGAUAGCUCUGUAUUUCCGUCCAACAAUGAGCGGCCCGCGGGUCAGCUCCCGGCAUUCCCGCGCCCUGAACCGGCCACGGCACAGCGACGCCCGCGCCGGAUUCGCCGCGUGCCCGCUCGAUUUGCUGAUUACGAAGUCGACCUCCCCGGGAUCGGGCUCCGCCGCCCAGAUACCGGCUCUAGGCAGCACAACAUCCUUAUCGAGCUUGGGAAUCCUCUUCACGAUGAUCUUGAGGUGCCUUCCUUCUCGAGUCUUCAAUCUAUCCUCCAAUACGCCAUUGACAAGCUCGAGAAGUAUCUUGAGAUACUGGACGAGAACCCUGCUUAUUGGGCAGCUCUUAUUCUGCACCCCGGGCGCAGGAUGAAGUGGCAGUCGAGUCCCCGGCACGCCCGUGCACCCCGGAGCAAGUCCCUGGCUUCGGGGAUAGCUUUUACGAUGCCCCAGUUGCCGGCGGUAUUGUGGAUGAGGUUGGGGAGUACUUACGGGGACCUGUACACCCCGUUGACGACCCAAUCCAAUGGUGGUUGGCCCGGAAAGACGAGUACCCACGCCUCACGAGAAUGGCGCUCGAGAUACUUUCAAUACCUCCUUGCGCAACAGAAUGUGAGCGGACCUUCAGCCUAGCAAAGCUCGCGAUAGGGUCACAACGACAUUCCCUUGGCGACAAUACCCUAUCAGAGCUUCAAUGUGUACGAAAUUGGGCGCGUGGGGAACUAGUUGGGGGCGUUGUGGCUUGAUGACAUUCUUGGAGCCCCAUCUUGUAUCUAUUUCGGGUUCGGAAUAACUACAGUACCAUAUCCGAGCUCUUUUCUUGGCAAGUCUUCCAA